AUGUUCGUUCAUCCAUCUGGACGGAAACCGAACCACACAGUCACAAGUGAAAUUGUACUCGGCAUUGACAGGCCCGCAUCACUUCCUCUACCCACACCUGCGCCUCCUUCAACGGACACUUUCUUCUGGCUUUGGUAUUCAGCAUCCAUGUUCCUGGCCACUCUUACUUUAAUACUGAAUGCUAUGCUCGGUAUCUGCAUCUUCUGCGAAAGGCACAAGACGUUUAGGAGUUCGUUCUACACUAUAAUUGUUGUAUUCGUGGUGACUAUGGUAGUCAACAGCUUGAGUCAACUCUUCGAUCUAAUCGGCGUUGUGCUUCUGGGCCUAAACUCACCGGGCGCCAGCAGUGCGUCAAUGCUGGCCGAUCUGACCAUCUCCUACUUUUCCACGGUCCUUAUAAAGACUCUACGCUUGAUUCUCGUCGGAUCUUUUGUUGGAUCCGUUGUCAUCAGCUUCGUGAUAUUUUACGCGAGCGGUUGUGAGCGAAUAUUUGAGGGUGACAAAAUGGUAGACUAUGUGGAACACAUUGCAUACAUUCAGGUUUCCAACUACGUAUUCUAUGCAAUUCCUCUCAUAUCGUCAGUGUUCUAUUUGGGUGUGUUCAAUUCGCUGCGACUCAAGCGAGCUGAUGCAAUCAGCAGACAGACGAAGGCAAUGCUGGACAGAGCAGAGAAAUGCAAUUUGAAACAAGGCAUUAUGAUACUUAUCACUUAUCUGAUAUGCCUACUCAUGCACGUGGCUUUGCAAAUUUCCCCUCCUGAUGGAUUUUCGCACAUGCUGCUCUCCGCACUGCAGGAGAUCACAGCAACAGCGCCUCAGCUGGCAAUUCCUAUUUCUGUUUUGGGUUGUUCGCGAGAUGCUCGAGCAGCGACCAGGAGAUGCUACUGCACAUCCUUGAAGCAGAACAUCUCGUCGACCUUCGGCUUUUCGAAGAUCACCAGAACUGGAUCAGCAUCUUCGAGAAUACUGCCAAUCAUUACAAAGGAGAGCAAGACUUGAAUGUUCGUCACUGCCUGAUGAAUCAAAUGUUGAGUCUUCGCAGUAGUGUUUGUUUGGGAUCUUGAAGUAUCUGGUUUAUCGAAGUAGUCGCGAUCGGAGCAUUAUGUUGUUGUGCUUACUUGCUACUUUUAAGGAUAAUUUUU
Cylicocyclus nassatus is the source of this 1142-nucleotide messenger RNA. The record is from the annotation of a GenBank genome assembly. Lineage: Eukaryota; Metazoa; Nematoda; Chromadorea; Rhabditida; Strongylidae.